This is a messenger RNA of Rosa chinensis, 1786 nucleotides long. Its product is annotated as putative receptor like protein 25. Lineage: Eukaryota; Viridiplantae; Streptophyta; Magnoliopsida; Rosales; Rosaceae. Gene Ontology annotation, molecular function: protein binding. The transcript has 2 exons. The coding region runs from base 759 to 1547 and encodes 262 amino acids. The record is from RefSeq and is a predicted model, not a curated record.
AUUAUCAUCUCUAUGCUUAAUAUAUGUGUCCAUCUAUAUCCUUUCAACAAUUGUGUUGUUCCAUCUUGUGGUGGCCAACUCUUUGCAGUCAUAUAAUACUCCUACUUGCCAUGAUGACGAGAUCUAUGCCUUGCUGCAAUUCAAGCAAAGUUUUGUCAUUAGAAAGUCUGCUUCGGCGGACAAGGGUGCUUAUCCAAAGAUUUCUUCAUGGAAAUCAAACAGCAGUUGUUGCUCAUGGGAUGGCGUAGAGUGUGAUGAGAAGACGGGUCACGUGAUUGGGCUUCAUCUUAGUAGUAGUUGUCUCUAUGGGUCUUUCUGCUCCAACAAUACCUUAUUCAACCUUGUUCAUCUUCAGCAUCUGAACCUCGCUGAUAAUGCCUUCGAUUUGUCUCAAGUUCCUACUAGCAUUAGGAACUUUCCAAGGCUCAGCGGGUAGUCCUGCAGGUCAGGAGGAUCAUGGCGGAGAUCGUGCGGAUUAGAGUAUGGGUUUUAGCUUUACAGCUUUGUAAUUUGUGAGGUGAGUGAUGCUCAGUUGAGCCUUACAAUUUGAUUGGUGAGAGUGUGCUGUAAUAAAUAACUCAAGGAUUUGGUUUAUUGUUUUAAUGAGAGGUGUGAUGUGUGAUUGUUGAGAGAAAAAAAUUAAGGACGUUUAUUGUAUUUAUUAUUAUUCAUGUUUCGGUUUUGAAUUUAUUAUUCAAAAUUCGGGGCGUGACAAUGGAGUGAUUGUGAAACCUAAUAAGAAGAAUCUUCAUUUCCCAAUGCUGCGUAUUCUUGAUUUGUCUUACAAUAAGUUCUCAGGUCAGUUUCCAUUUGAAUACAUUUUUUCUGGAAAUGGAACAACAAGUAUCACUCAUGAUCUGGAGUAUUACUACAUUGAUUCAUUUUCUGGUGAGUAUUACUCAAUCACGAUAAUUUGUAAAGGUGUGGAGAGGUACUACCCAAGAGUUCGAGAGGACUUGAUACUCAUUGACAUCUCAAGCAACAAUUUUGAAGGGCAGAUUCCUGAAUUCAUUGGGAAACUUGAGGGCAUUUGGUCACUCAAUCUCUCCAAUAACAUUCUCACGGGUCACAUCCCAUCAUCCUUGAGCAGCUUAUCAAGGCUUGAGUCGUUGGAUCUUUCACACAACAAGCUCUCUGGUGAGAUUCCUCAGCAACUGGCACAACUUGAUUCUCUCUCAAAGUUCAAUGUCUCUCACAACAAUCUCACAGGCCCUGUACCACGGGGAACCCACUUCACUACAUUUGACAGCACUUCAUAUCUGGGAAACCAAGGAUUGUGCGGAGAUCUAUUGCCCAAGAAAUGUGGAAAUUCUGUGGGCACUCAACUUCCACCUUCAACAUCAGAAGAUAAUGACUUGGGCUCUGGAAUUGAAUUGGAUUGGAAAUUUAUUGUGGCAGGGUCAGGGAGUGGCUUGUUGGUGGGAGUGGUUCUUGCAGACUUUGUGAUUACCAAGUGGAAUGUGUGGUUUAUUAAGAUUGUUGCAGUACUGAUCAUGUUUUCGAAAAGGAUAAGGAAGCCUCGAUCAGUACUGAUCAUGUUGCCAUGAAACAAAGACAAAAAACUGGGGCUUGUUUAUUAAUUGUUCGGUGCUCUUUUUUUUCUGGAGUUUGGUUUGAUGUCCUUGUUGAGUUGUAACUUUUGCAUUCUUUCUCUUUGUACCAUGGGCCGGAAUAUUUUUGAAGGUCCUUGAUGUUGGUUAGUAAUCUUGUGUAAUGUUCCUGGGUGGCUGUGGUCUAGUCCUCCAGCCAGUUUGUAUUCUCUUUUUUUUCUUUAAUAAAUUUUCGA